AUGGUAUCAUUAAGAUUAGAUAAUAAUAGAUAUAUAUCAUUUAACCAGGAUUAUGGUUGUUUGUGUAUGGCUAAUGAGAAAGGUUUCAAGAUAUACAACACGAAUCCUUUUACUCAAACAUAUAGUAGAGAUUUGACUGAUAGAAAUAAGAAUGGUUUAUACCUAGCCGAAAUGUUAUACCGAUGUAAUAUUUUAGCAAUAACAGGUAAUAAGAAUGAUAAGAAAGGGAAAUGGGCAAAAAAUGUUUUGAUAAUAUGGGAUGAUAGACAAAUGAGGGAAAUAGCGAAACUAACAUUUUCAUCAAAUAUUAUAGGUGUAAGAUUGUUAAGAGAAAUAAUUGUAGUUAUAUUAGAAUAUAAAUUAUGUAUAUAUAGAUUAAAAGAUAUAAUAUUACUUGAAACAUUAAAUACUUCAAAAAAUGUAUCAGGUUUAUGUUGUUUAUCUAAUAUUGAUAAAAAUAUUAUUAUUGCUUAUUUAUCACCAAUAAAAGGAAGAGUAAAUAUUCAUAUUUUCGAAAUAAAUUCAAGUGAAAAUAUCCAUGAAGAAUUACCUUAUAUAAAUUUUAAAACAAAUUUGAGUAUAUAUGCCCAUGAUAAUUCUAUUGGAUGUAUUAAUUUAAGUAAUGAUGGUAAAUUACUUGUUACAUCAUCAACAAAAGGUACCAUAAUUAGAUUAUUUAAUACUUUUGAUGGAACAUUAUUAAAUGAAUUUAGAAGAGGUACUAAAAAUGCAAAAAUUCUAUCCUUAAAUAUUAGUGAAGAUAAUAAUUGGCUAUGUUUAACUUCUAGUAGAAAUACAGUUCAUGUAUUUUCUAUAUAUAAAAAAAAAAGACCUUUAAGAAAGGUGGAUAUUAUAUGUAAAGGAAAAAAUGUAUCUCCACCAGCUUUACUAAAUUAUGAAAAAGAGUCAAAAAAUAAAAAAUCUUCCUUAAAAUGUUUAUUACCUUGUCAUCCGUAUUUAAAUAGUGAAUGGAGUUUUGCUUCAUAUAAAUUACCAGGCAAAAAAAUUUCAUCUAUUUGUGCAUUUGUUAAUGACCAAAAUUGUAUUAUUGUUAUCUGCUCAAAUGGAAUUAUUUAUAAAUUAAGAUUUAAUGAGCAUAUCGGAGGUGAUAUGUUUAAAAUAUCAUCACACAGUUUUGAUUAA
Molecule: messenger RNA, 1143 nt
Organism: Plasmodium reichenowi
Lineage: Eukaryota; Apicomplexa; Aconoidasida; Haemosporida; Plasmodiidae
Product: autophagy-related protein 18, putative
Exons: 2
Coding region: 1-1143 (380 amino acids)
Biological process (GO): protein localization to phagophore assembly site; autophagy of mitochondrion; nucleophagy
Cellular component (GO): cytosol; extrinsic component of membrane; phagophore assembly site membrane
Molecular function (GO): protein binding; phosphatidylinositol-3-phosphate binding; phosphatidylinositol-3,5-bisphosphate binding
Source: RefSeq, a predicted model, not a curated record